AUGACCUUCGGGUCGGGCGACAACGGGGACCUUGACAAGGCUGACGUAGCCUCACAAUGCUCGUCGUGCCCUUCUUGCGCGGUCCCGUGCGAUGACGCCUGCGAUGCCCAACCCUGCGACGAAACCUGCGAGACGGAGCCGUGUACGGACACUUGCUUCGUUGAGCCCUGCCCUCCCGACUGUGCCGUGCCGUCGCCGCCUUGCAACAGUCCUGAUUGUGACAAGGACGAUGUCUGUGCAGAUCAAGCGUGUCUCCAGAGUGCUCUUCCUCCGCGGUGUGUCCCCGAGGCCGCCGCCGCCGCUGAGGCCUUGACGUCCUUUGCCGACAUGGAUGCAUUGAGUUUCGACCUGACAGCUGGCGCAGGGGCUUAUCCAAACUAUCAAAACGCGCAAGAAUACGAUUGGAGUAUGGGGCCACAGCAACAGGCCCAUAUGCAAUUGCCGCCACCUCAGCACCAGCAGCAGCAACAACAACAGGGGCCUGGCCCCUCCAUGAUCACCACCAACAACGCACUUUUCGACUUCAACGCCCUCCUCAACUCCGCCCCCAACCUUCCACAGGCAUAUGACCAUGGAUUCUUCAAUCACUUGCACGAAUUUCAUUGGGAUCACCAGAACCAUAGCCACCAGCAUGGCCACGGCGGCGGCCAGCACCAAAACCACCCUUGCCCUAUCGACAGCUCGACCACCGUCGAGUCGACCUGCAGAUUACCUGUUACAGCCAACACCUACAUGUCUAUGCCAGGAGGGUUGGGUCAACAGCCACCAUUUCAGUACUGCGGCUACGCGUCGCAUAACCCUGCCGCGUACGCUGACCACGUCCUGACUGCUCAUACAGACCUGCUUCGCCAGUGGCCAUUGUUCAGCCAGCAGAACCCCCCCAGUAGCACGUAUAUCAACAACUACCAUUAUAUGCAGAACCAGAACAACAUCAUAGGGAGCCAGCAAGACAUUAAUCAGGAGCAAUGGCAGCAGCCUCUGGCACCACAAGAGCCACGCAUGGAUUCCGCGCCCGUGUCUUCAUCCACAGCCGCGUCCGUUCCUCAAAGCCCCCAACGGAAGCAGAGUACUCCGGGCACGCCACUAUCGCAGGAGAUGACCGACGCUGCGAGCGAUAGCGCUGCGGCGCAAGUAAAGCAGCCCAAGGAGUCACAGCUUCUUGACUGUUCCAAUGCAUACAAAUGCUUCUGGAGAGACCCUAGGACCGGGCAUCACUGUCAGCAGAACUUUGACUCUGCGGAUGAUCUGGAUGCGCACAGCAGGUCGGAACAUGUCAAGUUCCUGGAGCGCUGCGACUCUGCCAACCCAAAGGACGUUGACAAACAUGGACAGCCCAAGCGUGGCUACAAGUGCAUGUGGCUUGGCUGCAAGCGGGAAGGCGACAUCUUUUCCACAAGGGCGAAGCUCUCCCGACAUUUGCAGACCCAUACAGGAUACCAGCCAGAGAUUGUCAAGCAGAAUUUGGACGAAGUGAUACACUUGAAGAGGAAGCCUCCUCAAUUCGGCUCGCAAACGCCGACCUCGAUAAAGUCUGAAGCGGCCCCUGACGCGGAGCUUUCAGCGUGA
This is a messenger RNA of Emericellopsis cladophorae, 1566 nucleotides long. RefSeq names its product Zinc finger protein-like protein. The record is from RefSeq and is a predicted model, not a curated record. Lineage: Eukaryota; Fungi; Ascomycota; Sordariomycetes; Hypocreales; Bionectriaceae. The transcript is spliced from 2 exons. The coding region runs from base 1 to 1566 and encodes 521 amino acids.